This is a messenger RNA of Hydra vulgaris (swiftwater hydra), 2295 nucleotides long. Its product is annotated as NACHT, LRR and PYD domains-containing protein 14. NCBI's taxonomy places the organism in Eukaryota, Metazoa, Cnidaria, Hydrozoa, Anthoathecata, Hydridae. Gene Ontology annotation, biological process: signal transduction. The record is from RefSeq and is a predicted model, not a curated record. Gene Ontology annotation, molecular function: protein binding. Gene Ontology annotation, cellular component: cytoplasm.
UGUAGAAACAUCAGAAUGGCACAAAAUAAUAAAUGUUUAAGAAAAGAUGAAAAAAAUAUUGUCAAGAGUUCAAAUUAAAAUUUAGUGAUAUUGUUGGAGUAGAUUGGAGACCUCUUGGGCGUUGGUUAAAUAUUAAAGACAACUAUUUAGAUAUGAUUGAUCAAGAUAAUACUAAAACUGAUGAAAAAGCAUAUUCAAUGAUAACUAAAUGGAUGCAAAUGAAUGCCAAUCCAACACUUGAAGAGUUAAAAAGUGCUUUGAAAAACAUGAAUAGAAUGGAUCUAAUAAGAAAAAUAGAUGAGUUCACAAAACUUUCAAGUUCACCUGAAAUGCCUUCUGGAUUUUCUGCUAGUAAAGAUUUAUCAACAGUAUCUGCUGAACUAAAAAAAUUUUAUCUUAAACAUUAUGGGAAAAUUAGUGAACAUCAACCACUAUUAAAAGUACCUGCAAAUGUUGAUCUAAUGCAAAAAUUUGUUGAUCUAUGUAUUGUUGAUGCAGUGAAUACUCAAAUGGAUGCUGUUUUUAGUGUUGAACGGAAGAAGUUUCUUGAAAAGCAAAUGAAUUAUACGCCAAUUCCAUAUAGUGACUUAUUUAUGAAAGAAAAAUCUGUGGUUUUAAUAUCUGGAAUAGCUGGUAUUGGAAAAACAUGGUUGCUAAGAAAAUGUCUGCUUGAUUGGUCAAAUGAUUCAAUUUGGAACGACGUCAAACUUGUGUUUUAUUUUGAAUGCAGAAGACUUAAUCAAUAUCAAAAUAUUUCUAAUAUUAAUGAAUUACUAAGUGUUUUUUACAAAGAUAUUAUAAAUGAUUUUAAUAUUAGUAAUCAAACUUCACUGUUUAUAAUUGAUGGAUUAGAUGAGUUUAAAUAUUUAAAUGAAUUAUUAAAUCCAAGUUUAAAGUGUAACUAUCCAGUUGUUAAUGCUUUAGCAGAAAUUCAAAAAUACAAACAUGUUGUUGCUGGUAGAGUUUAUGCUAUUGAUCAAUAUCAAAGUAUAUCUACAGAGCAUAGUGAUAAAUUAACCAUUCAAAUAAUGGGGUUUAAUGAAAAUGGAGUAAAUAAUUAUGUAGAAAAUCAUGUUAUGGAAGAAAAAAAAGAUGUUGUAAAGGCAACUUUAAAAGAGUCUCCAAUUGCAAAAGCCAUGGCAUCUGUUCCAUUUUAUUUAUCUUCCAUGUGUAAAAUUAUUAGUGAUUCAAAAAAAAUGAAUUUUUUCUUAACUAUGACAGAUUUGUAUGCAAAUAUUUUUUUAUACUUUUUGCAAAAACACAUCAUCAAAAAUAAUAAAUUGAUAUAUGAGAUAAUGGAAGACGAUUCCAAUAAAAAAUAUAUUUUGAAUAUUUGUGAAAUUGCAUAUAAACUGUUUGUUGAAAAUAAAGUCAUUUUUUCCAAAGAAGAAAUUCAAACUUUUAUUGGUGACUUUAGUAAAAGUGAAAAUUUUUUUGGAUUUAUAGAAAGGAUUGAAACAGAUCUGGGUUAUCAUUACCAAUUUGCACAUUUGACAAUAAUGGAGUUUUGUGCAUCUGUAUAUGCAUAUAAUUGUUUAAGUAGUGAAGAGAUUAUGGCCAAUAAGAGGCUGGAGAGUUGUUUAUCAAUGAUUUGUGGAUUAGCCAAUAAAAAUCAAAAUAGUUUGUUAAAGUUUCUUGUUAACCUGAAUCCUUCAAAAAAGUCUGAUAAAGAAUCCUUUGUUUUUUUAUCUAUUUUUGAUUGUCGAAGUAAGAGUUACGGAAACGAUAAUUUAUUCAUUGAAUGUUUUUAUGAAAGUCAAUCAUCAUUUACUGAGGAAAUUGAAUCAUUCGUCGAUAAACAAGAUUGGCGUGUUACAAUUAACGAUGGAAAAUCUUUUUUAAAAACAGCUUGGGAUUGUUAUUUUGUAAAUCAUUUCAUAAAAUCCGGAAGAAAAUUAGAGUUGUUAGAUGUUUAUAAAGAUAUUUUAAGCGAUGACGAAAAAAAUCUUUUAAUUCAUUGUUCUACGAAUGUUCGCAAUGUCAGCUUUAAUCGUCCUAUUAAAUUCAAUGGAUGGAAACCGAAAAAUAAAAUUGAAAUGUUGUAUGUAUUCUUCUCACUUUAUUUAAUAUCGAAAAAAGAUUUUGAAAAAAACAUUCUUCCGUGGAUUAAUCUUUGUGAAGAUUUAUAUCUUUACCUACACGACGACAUUAGUUUUAUUGAAGACAUUCAUGAAUGGAUUCGUCGCUCAAACAUAAAGAAAUUGUUGAUCGGUUACCGUGGAAAAUAUUUUCAUAACAUUGAUGCGUUGAAAGUUUUUAUAACACGUAAAAAUGUUUAAUAUCUUAAACAUAUCA